Messenger RNA from Larimichthys crocea (large yellow croaker), 7335 nucleotides. RefSeq names its product remodeling and spacing factor 1a (gene rsf1a). Gene Ontology annotation, biological process: negative regulation of DNA-templated transcription. Gene Ontology annotation, molecular function: histone binding. The transcript has 18 exons. Bases 138 to 4565 code for a protein of 1475 amino acids. Gene Ontology annotation, cellular component: RSF complex. The record is from RefSeq and is a predicted model, not a curated record. Lineage: Eukaryota; Metazoa; Chordata; Actinopteri; Sciaenidae.
GGCGCGUCCCGGAAGCCGCAGCCCCUCGUCCCGCACAGCUUGACCCGGUAGGCUCCUCACUGCCUCCAUUCAUUGCUCCCGCACACAGUCGCAUCCCGCACCGAGCCCUCCCCUCCUGUUUCUCUCCGCCUGGAAAGAUGGCUGCUCCGGUGGUGGUGAGGAGCUUCGGCCCGGCGCUCUGCCCGAGCUUCGCGGAGGUCUGCUCGUUCCUGGAGCGGUACGGAGCGACGCUGGAUCUACCGGAGAUGACUUUCCCGCAGAUGGAGCGGUAUCUGCGGGACACGACGACAGUUCCUAAACCCCUUGUGGAGCUUCACGUCAAGCUGCUCAGAAAACUGGGGAGGUCUGUGUCUACUGACCGCUGGGAAAAAUACCUGGCUAAGGUUUGCCAGGAGUUGAACAAUACCUGGGCAUGGGAGCUGGAGCAGAAGGGCUACCAGGAAAUGUCCAUGGAGUGCAAGUCAAGCAUCCUGAAAUAUCUGUGCGAGUGUCAGUUCGACGACAACCUGAAGUUCAAGAUGGCCAUCAAUGAGGAGGACCCGGAAAAAAUGCGUCUGCAGCCUAUAGGUCGGGACCGGCAGGGCCUGAUGUACUGGCUUCAGCUGGACCAGGAGCAGAACAUCAGGCUGUACACGGAGGAGCAGGACGACCAGGACGGAUCCACCUGGAAGUGCAUCGUCAGGACACGCAACGACCUGGCUGAAGCUCUGGAGCUUCUAAAAGCACAGGUUGAACCAAACCUGGAUCAGGGCCGGGACCAGAACCAAGCUGGACCAGGGAGCACCAGCCCUACAGAGAAAGAUGCAGGGGAUGAGACCAUCGGAAAAACUAAUCCCGAACCCUCCAAGACCACAGAGGAACACACUGAUGAUACGAAGGCUGACCCUGUAAACGAAGAGAAACCACUGAGACCAGUGGUGAAGCUGGAGCAGACGCAGCCUGUCAAGCAGGAAAACACUGAGGCUGAGGUCAAAGAAGAGAAGACGGACCACAAGCCUCCUGUCUUCGAUAAUCGUGUGAGCACGAUCACCACCAUCAUCAAAGCGGAGACCAGAGACUCUGACGGCCCCAAGAACACCGUAUCGGUCGUCAUGGCACCAGGUGCGGCUGUGACAAAACCGGAAAUGAACAAGGAAGUGGAAGCCGAGCGGGCGGUCGUCAGGAGCAGCCAGCAGGCCAAGAUACCACUGAAGAAGAGGGAGCUUAAGCUGGCCGAGAGCUACCACAGCAACCACCUCAACAACAGCAACAGCAGCAGUAUUAUUGUCUGUAACCCUUCAGUGAUCCAGACCAAGGACGGUCACGGAAGAGACGGGAAGGUGCCUAACUUAUUAGCGCCCCCUGUCGGUCAAGCUGUCUCACAACAGCAACUAGUGGUCACUGCAUCGAGGCAGGAACUGACCAAUGGGAGAGCGUCUCUCCUCCUGCCACACAAAGAGGGACAGAAUGGAGUCAUAGGGGUCAUAGGUCAAGUUGGAGUUGUAGGUCAUGUAGGGGUCAUCCGCAGCCCGUCUGAGCGUCACAGAGCCGUCGGCGCUGAGCAGCAGGAACAGAACGGGCCGAGUUUAGACCACCAGGGGUCCAGAGCUGUUGAGGAGGAGCGGGAGGUGAGCCGGCAGUCAGUGUUGGUAAGGAAGGGACCCGUUGAAGGGGAGGCGCCGGCUUCCACUCUGAUUCCUCAUGUGGUGAUGGAGGCUCAAACUGCCAGGAAGCUACCAUCCAUAAAAUCUGAUCAACCCCCUGAAGUCGUAGAGAGAAAAGUGGAUUCUGUUAGUGUUUCCUCGUUGUCUCAUUCCACAGAGGAGCCCAAAAGACAGACGGCAGAAGAUCAGGGUAAGAAAACAACAGAGGAGCCGUUAGACAGGGGGACGAAAACAAGCCACAGCAGUCAUCAGCAGAAAUGUGACAACCUGGACGAGAGGGAGGACAGGAGACGAGAGGCGUCUGAGCGUCCUGUGGCAGAAGAAGGAAGUAAAGAUGACCAUGAAAAGAAUAAAAGCACUUUAGGAAAGCUGGAGGCAGAUUUAGGGAGCACCGUUCCACAGCUGAAAGUAGACCAGCAGGAUAAAAAGGAGCACCAGGGAGACGGGCUCAAUGGUGCUCUGGCAGCCCCGUUUAGGGUGAAGGACCCUGGGCUUGGAUCAGAGGAGAAGAAGGGUCCCCGUGAGGAAGCUUCCUCUGAGCUCCAGAAAGAAGGAAUCAGAUUGAAGAUCAAGAUUCCUCCUCACCGGAGAAACAAGUUGAAGGGAAAGGGGGGAAAGGAGGAGGAGAAGGAGAGGGAGCAGGAGGUGCAAGAGGAAGGGAGGCCACUGAGGAGAUCUGCAAGGAUUUGCAGAUCAUCUGCUUUGCCAAAAUGCAGGCCAAGCUCGAAGGUGGCCGAGAGCCAGAAAAAGAAACCACAAAGAAAACAGGCACUGCCCAGCAGAACGAGGGGAGAGGAUGAGGAGGAGGAAGAGGAGGAGGAGGAGGAAGACGAUGAAGAGGAGCAGGACUCAACUACAAAGAAAGACAGAAAAACAGAACCUGCUGGUCAAAUCAGGAAACAAAGGGGUAAAAGGAGGCAUCGACGCCCCCGAUGGUCCAACAUUCGUUCAAAGAGACGCAAACUAAAUGAAGGAGGGGAGGUGGAGGACAGAGGGAAGAAGCAAGGAGAGGAGGAGAGUGACGGAGAGAGCGACUCCGAUGAAUCCUGUAAAUCAGAGGAGCUUCCCAGCGAGGACGCCUGCAGUCACUGUGGGCUGCCCAACCACCCCGAACUGAUCCUGCUGUGUGACUCCUGUGAUAGCGGAUACCACACUGCCUGUCUGCGGCCGCCGCUCAUGUUGAUUCCUGACGGAGAAUGGUUCUGUCCACCCUGCCAACAUAAGCUGCUGUGUGAGAAACUGGAGGAGCAGCUGCAGAAUCUGGACAGUGCUCUGAAGAAAAGAGAGAGAGCAGAGAGGAGGAGGGAGCGGCUGGUGUAUGUGGGAAUCAGUGUGGAGAACAUCAUCCCUGAGGGAGAUGAAGAGGAAGAGGAGAAGUCCACGAAGAAGAAAGAUCCCAAGAAGAGCAAAAAUCUGGGGAGGAGAUCAACCAGAACCAGGAAGCACAUCAGCUACAGGUUUGAUGACUUCGACGACGCCAUUGAUGAGGCUAUAGAGGAAGACAUCGGGGACAUCUGUGGCGGAGCAGAGCAGGGCAAAGACAUCACAGCUGUCCUGUCAGAGGACGGCAAGGGUCAGCGGCCAAUCAGAAGCCAGGCUCGUUCUGCCAGAAACAGGAAGAGGAGGAGACUGAACGACCUGGAGAGUGACAGCACGGCGGCAGAGAGCGAGGACGAGUUCAUGCUUAGCAACAGCUCAGAGGAUGAGGACUUUGGUGCGUCAGGGGCAGAUGAUGAUGAGGAGGAAGACGAAGACGCGGGCAGCGACGUGGGCAGCUUGGAGAGCGGGGCACGCUCCAAACGGGCAUUAAGAGGGGUACCUAAACACCGACCCAUCAAGACCCAACGCAGGGGCAGGAAGCGACUGAGACGGCGGCGGAGACGCUCCUCCGAGGAAGAGGAGGAAGACACUGAUGAAGAAAUGGACUCGGAUCAGUUCAGUGACAUGACUGACAGCGACGCUGACAAAAAGAGGCGGGGUCUGAGGCGAGGCCAAUGCCAGCAGGUCAACUACCGUGAGACGUCUGAGUCAUCAGACAACUCCAAAACCUCCCCCAACCGGGACAAGGUUAAACCCCGAGGCCGACCACGCAAGGAGCAUCUCUCGAGCGACUACAGCGAUGUGUCCCCUUCCUCUAGAGAAUCUGAUGAGGAGGAUGACUACGAAGACGAAGAAGAAGACGUGCAGAGAAAGAGAGUGAACAGGAGGAGAAGAGAGGAGGAAGACCUCCGGAGAAGCAGGACGAGAGACAAGCGGCGGAGAUAUGAAGACGACGAGGACGAUGGAGAGAGAGGCCGGCGACUGAAAAGGAAACUGUUAGAGAAGGAGAAAGACAAAGACACCCGGAGGAGGUUAAAGAGGACAGACAGAGAGGAAGAGGAGGACCUGGAGAAGAUGGGCCGGGGGAAGAGGAGAGAGAUUCUGUCACAGCAGCGCCGCAAACGACUCGCUCAGAUGCUGAAGAAACGGCGGCCUUCGACGGACGAAGAGGAUGAGGAAGAUUCAGACGAAUCAGAGUCGUCGUCAGAAGAGGAUCGUCCAAUCCGCAAAAGACUCAACCGCAUCGACUCUGACGAUGACGAAGAGGAAGACGAGGAGGAAGAGGAGGGAAGACAGAAGGUGACGACCAAAAAGUCUUCAGCAGGAGGAGAGAGGAGGGCCGACAACAAAAACGACAGCGACGCUCAGGACAAGGGGAGGGGCCGCAGCCUGUCUCCAUCAAACGGACAUCGGACCUCCAGAGGCCCGACGAAGCCUGGGGCUGGAAGUCCCACUGUGCCCAGGGACAGUGCAGGAUCAGGCAGGCACAAUGGCCCCUUACAUCCAGAGGAGGAGGAGGAGGAGGAAGAGGAAGAUGAGGAGGAGGAGGAGGAGGGCCAGUCAGACUCUUUAAACUCUGUCCAGAACAGUCCGCAGUCAUGAUGGCUGUCUGUGAGUAACGCUCGCUUCUUGGUUUCAGUUUUUUUGUUUUUCUUUUAACUGUCAGGCCUUUUUACCACAAACUGGAUCUCUCUCUCCAUCCGCCUCUUUCUCUCCCCUUCUUACUCUCCUGUCUUGCUCUUCCUCCUCGCUGUUGUAUUGUGGUAGAGUGCUAUCCACCAUCACGUGCUGUACGUCACAACACAAACUCAUUUACACUCAUCGUCACCUCUGGCAGGACCGCACGCCAGCCGGACCAAAAGCGACGUCGCACCAGGACUGGCAGCACUUCAUGUUUUUCAGUGGACGCACUCACACGGUUUACCCGUGACCAUUUCUCUGAACUCUUUGAGUCACGGACGUCUUUCUGGUGGGUCCACGCGUCAGGAUGAUCGAGCGUUCAUCCCAUUUGGGCCUGACUGAACCAGACACGGGAAUCUGUUUGUAGUGUACCUCAUCCUAAAGCACUUCAUCAUUCUCAUAGCACUUAAUAUCCCGCCACCAAGGAGAGUGUCAGUGUCAAACCAAACACUUUGGAUACAGAGCUGUUACAAACCCAGCACAUCAGUUUGCUUUGAUUUGUUUGUUUUCAGAUUUCUGCCUCCACCCAGCACAGUGGAAGUGAACGGAUUUUUUUUUAGCCUAAGACGAGAUGUCCACAUCAUCCACUGACUCCCAGUGAGGGGACAUUUGUCCCUUCUCUCUGUGUCCUGUCUCUGUCUUUCUAUAAUCUAAUAAUCUUAUAACUGUUUUUAAAUGCCCCUUUCUCAGUGCAGCAACACUCUGCUGUGUUGUGGCGAUGGCAGAAAUCUGAGACAGUCCCCUCAAAUGCUGCAAAAAUAAAUAUGACGUGACAACAUGAUGAUGUAAAUUUGUCAGUGACAGUGUUAUUUAAAUGCAAACUACAGAAAUAAUCAGGCUUGACUCUAAUUAAGGAGACACACUGACUACGACACACACUCACUGUUCAGAGAGCGCAACACUAACGGUGCAUUGAAGUCCUCAAAGAGAUGAAGGUGGUUAACAACUUCACGUUCAAACAUUCUCAGUGCUGAAGAUCUGCUGCUUUUCUUUUUCUAAUGUGAUAAUGAACUGAAUAUUUUUCAGUUUUAACGUGUCGGUCGGACAAAAAAAGAAGUUUGACGAAUCACCUGAGGAUUCAGGAAACUUCUGUUGGGCAUUUCACUCUUCUGACAUUUUAUGGAACAAUUAAACAAUUACUUUAAGAAAAUAAUCAGCAGAUGAAUUGAUAACGAAGCACUAGUAAAUAUUUUAGUAUAACUUCCGACAACUUAUGUUGAUUUUUCCCGGCUGCUACAGUUUGUAUCUUAGGUCCAUUAUUAAAAGCCUGCUGUGACACAACAAUAAUAAUACACACCACAGUGCAUUCAUGGAGGGCUGCUGCUUGCUGCAGAACUGUCCUCCUGAUUUAAAAAGUCAGCCAAAGUGUUUCGGUUUGAGACUGCUCACUCGUUUGUUCCAUAUGUUCAUUACACCUUGGCCUGGUGGGACCACGUUUGCUGUACAUACUUUGCCUGUACGCUGUUCCUUGUAAGAUAAUAGUUGUUCUGUUCUCUUAGUCCUCUUGUAAAAUAUAGUGUUAUAUUUUCUAUAUGAAGGAGAGGAGGAGAGAUGCUGCUGUGAGUGAUGUGUGGAUCGAUAAGGUUUCAACUGCGAGUUCAUCGGCGGUUUGCGUGUUUUGUUUGAAAUUCUGCAGCCGUCGAUUUGUGUGAAAUAAGACCAGCGUGCAGCCCGUUCAUGUCACAGAAGUGUGAGAAGAGCUGAAUGUUGCUCUCUUUCAGCCCCGUGUCGCACAUCUUUAAAGAUUUUUAACAUUUCUUCUCCCUGAAGGGGAUCCCAGGAGUUUUUAAGAAGGAACAAAGCUUUAUUUAUUUUUCUGAUGGAGGCUCAGGUGAGGAAAAUGAUCUGGUCAAUCAAACAACUGCUAACUUUGUUUUCUCCACCAGCCAUCUCCGCUCCUGAACAGCCACCAUCAUGAUAGUAAAAUAAGUGUCGGGUGAACUUUUGGGUUGACUGUGUGGACAUGCGAUGGUGUCUUUGUUGGGCACAAUGGAAGAAUUCUUUUAACUUCAAACAGUCAAAUCACUGUGAAGGCUUUAAAUGACUUUUAUCCUGCUGUUCACAUGAACCGAACUGGUUUCUCUCUAGAUACUUUGUAACGAUCCCCCCCCUCAAAAAGUUGAACUCAAAAAUUAAUUGCAGAUCUUCCUUUCAUUUCUUUCUCUCAGUUUUUAGAAGUGAUUUGAAGUGGAGGAAACUCUGAGCCCGUAUUUGUCAAACUUCUGAGAAUUACACUUCAAAAAGUAAAAACAGUUCUUUGAAGCAACUUACUCGAACCUGCAGCAACAUGUAAGAAAAACUCUUAAGGACAAUGUUCAAGCAAUGAUAUUGUUACAUAUAUGUUCAGAGCAGAGGUGACGACUUCUCCUACGUCUGCCAAAAAUAUAAAAUUAAAGAAACCCUUCAAUCUAAUCUAUUUAGAAUCUAUAAAUAUGAAAAAAGUAUGAAAUGAUGGAAACUGAAAUAUAAACAAAAAGAGAAAUUUGACUAACGCAUCAGAAGAAUGAAGCUUUUGGCUCAAACGACCUGAUUCUACAUUUUGCUCCAGCUGACGUUUCAUUCAUCAUGAUAUUUUGUACAGUCACUGAUUAACGUCCCAGAAAUGUUUGGCUCUCUUUGUUUUUGUACUUGCAUCAUAAAUGAUCUUCACCAACUUUCCUCCUAAACUGAAGUCAUAAAUGUGAUAAAUGGA